AUGUCUGCCCCCUACACUACCUUCUCAGCACACCCCUCUUCUUCCCGUCCGGUGACGAGUAUGUCGCGCGGCUGGACUGCGCAGUCUCGUCCCACUACUGCGCGUCCUCAGACCGCAGCCUCUUCGAAGCACGACCCAAGCUAUGUUGUCGCCGUGCUUGAGGGACGCGGUGUCGCGCGGGAGGUGGGUCUCGCUGCGCUAGACAAGGACACAGGAAGAGUGCUUCUGAUACAACUAGCGGAUAGUCCAACAUACAUCAAGACUUUGCACCAGCUUCACUUGCGUUCUCCUUCUCUCAUACUCGUGCCGGACACUUUCUUGUCUGUUUCAGACAUUUCUCUCGCCUCUGGUGGAAAGAAACCCUCGACUACCUCUGUCCUGGUCCAAUGCCUCAUGGAAGAGUUUGAUGUCCCGGUCGAACCAGUUCUUCGCAAGUAUUGGAACGAGAGCGCAGGUCUCGAUUUUGUGGAUCAGCUUACUGUUGAUGACGAGGAGAGAGCAGCUACGCUGGUGGCAGUCUCCACCAAGUAUUAUGCACUAUCAGCAGCAAGUGCACUGUUCAAACAUGCCGAAGCAAAGUUGAACAUACGAUUUGCGGCUACUUCACUUAUGAUCCGAUACGUCCAAGUGGAAGGAACAAUGAUGAUAGAUCCAGAGACGGCGCGUAAUCUCGAACUCAUCGGUAACAUUUCGCACAAGAGGUCUUCUCACUCGCUGUUCGGUAUGCUCAACCAUACCUUCACCGCUAUGGGUGCGCGACUAUUGCGCGUAAACGUCUUAUCACCUAUAUCCGUCCAGUCCUCUCUUGAAGCGCGACUGGAUGUCGUUGAAGAACUUGUUCAAAAUGAGGAUCGUUUCAAUGAAGUAAAGAAUGCGCUCAAGAUGCUUAACAAGCUUGACCUUGACAAGUUAAUUUCCUCAUUGGUUGCAUCCGAAGCGCGAGUGAUGAGUACCGCAAAGCCAGCGGCUGCGCGAGUGACGCAGAUGUUGAAUCUCCGUAAUGUUGUGAAGAACAUUCCGCUUCUCGCGAAAGCUAUGGAGGGGAGCCGGUCCCAGUUGCUUAGAGUAAUAGUGGAUAUGAUCUCUGACACGAGGCUCGCCAAGAUUGCGGAGCUCAUCGCCAGCAGUCUCAAUGACCAAGCCAUUUCAGCAAAGGGAGGGCUAGAAGCCGUCAAUUCUCGUGUAUAUGCUGUCAAAGCAAACUACAAUCGCCUGCUCGACGUCGCCCGGGAGACAUACAAGGAAAACGUUGGAGACAUCUUCACGCUGAACCGCGAGCUCUCUGAGCAGCACAACCUCCCGUUCACGCUCGUCUACCAGGACUCAGGGUUUGUCUUUGCGCUGAAGAAAGCCGACCUCGAAGGAGAGCUGCCGCGGGGGUUCCUGAGCGUGGUGCAACACAAAGGGCGUUGGCUGUUUUCCAGUUUGGAGUUGAAAAAGAGAAACGCUCGAAUGAAAGAUGCCCUAGACGAGACGUUGAUUUUGAGCGAAAGGAUCAUACAAGAACUGACUGCCGAGAUCAUACUUGACAUCGGCGCCCUCUAUAAGGCUUCCGAGGCGAUUGCAAUUGUGGACAUGCUGUGGUCCUUCGCUCAUGCCUCCAUCCUGCGUCCUGAGUUCACAGGGACUUUGGCCAUCAAAGCUGGCCGUCAUCCGGUGCUGGAAGGAGUCACAGCUGCUGGGACGCUCGUGCCCAAUGACGUCUACUGCUGCGAGGCAUCGUCAUUCCAGAUUAUACAAGGCAAGAGCACGUAUCUUCGGCAAGUCGGCCUUCUCACCAUCAUGGCAAUGUGUGGAUGUUUCGUCCCAGCAGAAUAUGGCAGCUUUAGGCUACAUGAUGCUCUUCUCACCCGUCUAAGUAAUGAUGACGACGUCGAGAAGAAUUUGAGCACCUUCGCCAAUGAGAUGGCAUCGUGCGCCAUGAUUCUAGGAAUUGCCACCGCCGACUCCCUCGUGCUAAUCGACGAGGUUGGGCGUGGGACGUCUCCUAUAGAAGGAGCCGGUAUUGCACACGCUAUAGCAGAGGAACUCAUCAGAAUCAAGGCCUAUGUAUUCUUUGCAACACAUUUCCAUGAGCUGGCGAUCACGCUAUCGCGCCAACCCUCCAAAACGCGGCGAUCUGCGUCCAACUUCGGGAUGACUUUUCAGUACAAGAUCGUCGAUGGAGCCCCCGAUGAUAUGAACCACUACGGCUUGGAACUCGCCCGCCUGGCCGACCUGCCUGAGGACGUGCUCGUCGAGGCCAAGCGAGUCUCAGAACAUCUGACCGAUAUGGAAGAGCGUGAACAGCGAGAGAGCCACACGAACAUGGUUGCCAUCCGGCGCAAGGCGCUGCUCAGGCUCCGGACUCAAUUGACGCAAGCUCUAGACCAUUCGACGCUGCCUGAUGCAGAAUUGGCGGACUAUAUCGCUCGCUUCCAGAGGGAUAUCACUCAAGUGCUGCAUGACACCCUGUAAUACGCGGGCUCCGGUUCUGAGACCGCCUGCUAAUGCGAUCGCGAACUCAUGUCGAUGCAAUACUGGUAUUCGGGCUCCCAGCUGUAACAUUGGCACAGGAACUAGGGC
This is a messenger RNA of Laetiporus sulphureus 93-53, 2565 nucleotides long. RefSeq lists its product as uncharacterized. The transcript has 23 exons. NCBI's taxonomy places the organism in Eukaryota, Fungi, Basidiomycota, Agaricomycetes, Polyporales, Laetiporaceae. Gene Ontology annotation, cellular component: nucleus. The record is from RefSeq and is a predicted model, not a curated record. Gene Ontology annotation, molecular function: ATP-dependent DNA damage sensor activity; mismatched DNA binding; ATP binding. The coding region runs from base 1 to 2457 and encodes 818 amino acids. Gene Ontology annotation, biological process: reciprocal meiotic recombination; mismatch repair.